AUGCAAAUAGAUGAAGAGUUAUCUAAGCAACUAAAGGCUAAGGAAUUAAAGUCUAAACAAGAGGUGCUUCGCAAAAGGAAAUCUUCAGAGAUCUCGACUAAAGAAAGGAGUGCAUGGCAAUUUAGAGUGUCUUCACCUAAAAGAACUAUCUUCUUUAACCCUGAUAGAGAUUCCUAUCAAAAGUUUAACUUAUGGCUAAGUGCAAUUUAUCCAGCUGAGGUUGAUUUAGACAUUGAAGAGCUAAAUAAAAGAUUCUUUCUAAAGAAAUCAAUUCAAGUUGUCCCAGUAUGGCCAAAUUUCAAGAUUGCUUCAAUCAGCAAGAUUGACAUACAAAAAUUCAGAAAAAUGCCAUAUGCAUUCUUUCAAGGAAGAAGGACAAAAAACUCUGAGUUCAUGUUUUCUGAAGUUGAUUUCCCUAGAAUAAACCAAGCUGAUAUCAUAUCACUGAUCAUUUGGUUGAAACAGAGGGUGAGUACAGAUAAAGCUUAUGCAGAUGUUCUACAACGCCUAAGGCAAUAUGUGCUCGGCAUGGUUAUUGAUUUCAGUGUUGACUGA
Messenger RNA from Lactuca saligna, 555 nucleotides. The record is from the annotation of a GenBank genome assembly. Lineage: Eukaryota; Viridiplantae; Streptophyta; Magnoliopsida; Asterales; Asteraceae.